AACGGCCAGCCCAACGGCCAGCCCAACGGCCAGUCCAACGGCCAGACCAACGGCCAGACCAACGAACAACAAAACGGCCAGCUCAACAACGAGCCCAAAGGCGUCCCGUCGACUGCUGUGACAACGGUGCCGUCCAUCUCCCUAACUAUGGGCACCCCGGUUCCUUCAUCAGCGUCCAUGGCCAGCAGCGAGCCGUCCAGCUGCUGCGAGGCCGCGGCUCGGCCGGAGCUCGGCUCCCGGCACCUGGACGGCGACGCCUUCAGAGCGGACCUCGCCCCGGACCGCUACAUCGACGAGGAGGCCGGACUGGACGACGAGGAGGAAGAGGAGGAGGAGGAGGAUGACGACGACGAUGGCAUCCACUUUGGCGCGGGGUCCGCGGACGCCAAGGAGUACUCGUCGCUGCUGUCGCCGCCCGGCCCGCAGCCCAUCAUGGUGCCCGCCGUCGACGGCGUGCCCGCGUACCCGGAGCGCGGCCACCGGCAGGUGCCGCUCACGCGCCUGCAGCGGCUCUACCUGCACGCCGCGCCCGCCUCGGCCACCUCGCUGCUGCUGGAGUCGCCGCUCGUCGUGACCGCCUCGCACACGGGCGCGCCGCCCACCAAGCUGUUCCGGGUCUCCACCAACAGCAGCGUGCUCAACGCCAAGCCCGUGAGCGGCGACGGCAGGUGAGUGACUGCAGUGAGCGUGGAGCUGGUGCCGGUGGUGGUGACGUCACACAUUCCGGGCCCGCUCCGUCACCGGUCGGGUCCGGACGGGACGGACUCGGAGGAGAUUCGUGCAAGGGAAGUCAGGUCGCUGUUCGUGGAGGUCCACGUGAGACUGCGAGAGAGGUGACUACGGGUGGGGCUUUCCGUCUGAGGCAGCAAGGCGGCAAACUCUUCCGCCCGUAGAAAGAAUCACUGCCCGGCCCGGGAGAUUUACCGCCUCCUGGAGAUUUCCGGUGCCUCGAGGUCGGACCAGAGCAUGCACAACCGGACCCGCCCGCGCCUUUGGGACCUCUAGGGCCUCCAGGACCGUCUGCCCCAGGAGGCACGCGGCCACACUCGGGAACCCCGCCACGACGCUCGCUUCCUCAAACAGUUCAGUUGUCUGCAGUGCCCUCGGUUAAUUGUGCAAAACCGAGCCGUACCCCCC
Messenger RNA from Frankliniella occidentalis (western flower thrips), 1137 nucleotides. RefSeq lists its product as uncharacterized. The record is from RefSeq and is a predicted model, not a curated record. Lineage: Eukaryota; Metazoa; Arthropoda; Insecta; Thysanoptera; Thripidae.